AUGGCGGUGGUUGCAACUAUCAAGUGUGUUGUCGUCGGUGACGGUGCUGUCGGUAAGACGUGCUUGCUCAUCAGCUAUACAACCAACAAGUUCCCGUCCGAAUACGUUCCUACCGUCUUCGACAAUUAUGCUGUCACUGUCAUGAUCGGCGACGAGCCUUACACCUUGGGUCUAUUUGAUACUGCUGGUCAGGAAGAUUACGACAGACUGCGUCCCCUUUCGUAUCCUCAGACCGAUGUCUUCCUCGUCUGCUUCAGCGUCACCUCCCCAGCUUCCUUCGAAAACGUUCGCGAGAAGUGGUUCCCCGAGGUUCACCACCACUGCCCUGGCGUUCCAUGCCUUAUUGUUGGUACCCAGGUCGAUCUUCGAGAUGAUCCUAGCGUCAGAGAGAAGCUUGCCAAGCAGAAGAUGUCUCCAGUAAGGAGAGAGGAUGGUGAGCGGAUGGCCAAGGAGCUUGGCGCUGUCAAGUACGUCGAGUGCAGUGCUUUGACCCAGUAUAAGUUGAAGGAUGUGUUCGACGAGGCCAUUGUCGCCGCUUUGGAGCCCCCCCAACCAAUGAAAAAGAAAUCGCACAAGUGCAUGAUCCUGUAA
Molecule: messenger RNA, 591 nt
Organism: Clonostachys rhizophaga
Lineage: Eukaryota; Fungi; Ascomycota; Sordariomycetes; Hypocreales; Bionectriaceae
Source: the annotation of a GenBank genome assembly